Molecule: messenger RNA, 1035 nt
Organism: Aethina tumida (small hive beetle)
Lineage: Eukaryota; Metazoa; Arthropoda; Insecta; Coleoptera; Nitidulidae
Product: calponin homology domain-containing protein DDB_G0272472-like
Exons: 3
Coding region: 1-1035 (344 amino acids)
Molecular function (GO): nucleic acid binding; zinc ion binding
Source: RefSeq, a predicted model, not a curated record
AUGAGCGGGAAAGGUAACUCGGAAACGGAAAUAGAAAAGGAAGCUGGGGAAAGGGAUGGGGCGUGGGAAACGGGGUACGCGCAGGAAAUAACAGAAGAAGAGACAAUAGUCUUGAACGCAUUAAGGGAAAUAGAACGAAAAGUAACAGUAAUGUCGUAUAUGAUAGGGAAAGAAGAAGGAAAAGAAGAAGGGAAAAGAGAGCUGAUUAAAACGCUAAACCAAUGGUGGGAAGAAAAGAUGAAACUAGAAGCGAAAAUAGUGGAAGAAGAGGAAAAAGCAGAGAAGAAAAUAAGAAAGGAAAAGAAAGAAUCGGAAAGCACAAGCAAGUAUAUGACAUAUGCAGAAAUAACCAAAAUAAAGGCAAAGGAAAGGCAAUCAGAAAAAACAGGGAAAACAACGACGGAAUGGCGAGUAAAAAAUACAGUAGAAAAGGAAAAGAAAAAGAAAAGAAAUAGGAAUGAAAAGGAAAAGGAAGCGGGAACGCAGUAUACAAAGAGCACUGGCACGUACACAAGAAAAGCUGAAGGGAUAAACGAAGAAAAGCUGAAGAAAAUAAGGGAAGAAAACGUGGGAAUGGAGGAUAAAGAGAUAAUAAAGAAAAUAGAAGAUGAGAUUGAAAUUGGAAUAGAACAUACGACGAUCGUGAAAAGAUACGCCUGUCGAAAUCUAAUGAGAGAGAACAUCAUAAUGGAAGUGGAUGGAAAGACGUACAGCAAGGUAAUGAAGCAAGGGAGGAUAAAUUUUGGAAACUAUGCGGCUAGAGUGGAGGAAUAUCUAGAGGUAACUGUGUGCUUCAGAUGCUGUGGAUACGGCCACGUAGCGAAGCAUUGCAGGAAGGAACGGGAAGAAAGGUGCUACAGGUGUGGAGGUAAACACGGUGGAGAAGAAUGUGAGAGCAGAGAAAUGAGAUGUAUUAAUGGUAAAAGGGAGGGCAAAGAGUACAGGGGACACGGAGCAAGGGAUUUUAACUGCAACACACUGCUACGGAGGCAAAAGAAUAGCAGGAUUUGGAUUGAGUAUGGGGACGAAAAUUAA